Molecule: messenger RNA, 1703 nt
Organism: Pipra filicauda (Wire-tailed manakin)
Lineage: Eukaryota; Metazoa; Chordata; Aves; Passeriformes; Pipridae
Product: histone H3-like centromeric protein A
Exons: 4
Coding region: 826-1212 (128 amino acids)
Cellular component (GO): nucleosome
Molecular function (GO): DNA binding; structural constituent of chromatin; protein heterodimerization activity
Source: RefSeq, a predicted model, not a curated record
UGGGACUGACUUGGACUGAUGGGGAUUAUACUGGGAGUGACUGAGAUCAUAUUGGGAUCAUUCUAGUAGUGACAGGAAUUGACUGGGACCAUUGUAAUUGUGACUGGGAUCAGCUGGGAUCAUACUGGACUCACACUGGGACUGACUGGAAGUCACUAGGAUCAUAUUGGGGUUACUGGGAUCAAACUGGGAUCAUUCCGAGAGUGACUGGGAUCACAGCGGUAACAUUCUGGUAGGGAUAGGAAUUGACUGGAACCAUUGUGGGUGUGACUGGGAUCAUACUGGGAGUGACUGAAAUCAUACUGGGAUUGUAUUGGGAGUGACUGGGGUCAUACUGGACUCACACUGGGAGUGACUGGAAAUCACUAGGAUCAUAUUGGGGAUGACUGGAAUCAAUCUGGGAGUGACAGGGAUCACACCGAGACCAUAUGGGGACCAUAGUAGGAUCUCCGCCGCGCUGGGUGCCGCGGGGCGUGGCCACUGUAGAUUUAUGCUAACGACUCCGCGGCCGCCGCUGCACCAUCGAGUCGCGGCCUCCGGGCGGGGCGGAGCGGUUGCGGGCCGCGAUUGGCGGGGGCGGUGCGUACGGAAGUGACGUUGAGCGGCGCAGAGCGGCGGGAGGUUUGAACGGCGGCGGGUCCGGGGGAGUCCGGGAGUGACGUCACGGCGGUGAACAGGGGGGAAGCACACCCGGGAAGGGCGAGGGGGGGUCUCACCGGCUGCCUGGACCUGCCCUGACCUCCCUCCCCGGUCCCCCCGGGUCCUCUCCAGCGUCUCCCUGACUCCCGGACCCCGCACCGAGCCCGCGGUGGGUGCGGCCUCGCCAUGCCCCGCCCCAAGCCCACCCCCCGGCGGCGUCGCCCCCCUCCAGCCCCGCCAUCGCCCCCCCCGCGCCGGCGGGUACGGAGGUUCCGCCCGGGCCAGCGGGCACUGCAGGAAAUCCGCCGCUACCAGAGCAGCACCCGCCUGCUGCUGCGGCCUCUGCCCUUCUCACGGCUGGUGCGGGAGCUGUGCCUGCUUUUCACCCGGGGGGUCGAUUAUCGCUGGCAGCGCCUGGCCCUGCUGGCCCUGCAGGAGGCAGCAGAGGCCUUCAUCGUGAGACUGCUGGAAGAUGCGUACCUGUGCUCGCUGCACGCCCGCAGGGUCACCCUGUUCCCCAAGGACCUGCAGCUGGUUCGGCGCCUGCGAGGGCCCGAGUGGGGGGGCAUCUGAAUGGGGACCCCCACCCUGCACUGGUACCCACCCCUCAGCGCCCCCGGCCUGGGGGGGGAGAGAGCUUCACACCCCUGAUCUUACUGGGGGCUCCUAUGGGACCAUUGUGCUGAGACACUGCCCCACCCCAUGGGGGCCUCCCACACUGGGAUCCCCCUGAGUAUACCCCCAGGACCCACCCCCAGGGGAUCUUGCAGCCCAGAGCCCCCUCUCCAAGGGUCGUCCCCAUGGGACAUGACACCCCAAUCCUGAUGCCCCAGUCUUGUUUGGUAUCCCCCGCACAGACCCCUCACCCUGGGACCCCUCCCCAGCCCCCCCAUGGGACCCCCACCCCAGGAUCCCAACCAACCCUCCCAGGGUCCCAGCCCAGGGUGGGGUCCCCUUCUUGACUCUAGCACCCCUCAGAUUAUUGGAGACCCCUGUCCAUGACCCCCCACUUUGGGAAUCCCCCCAGGUCUGCUACACCCCAAUAAAUGUCUGUGACCCUCCAA